AUGCCAUUGUUCCCGACGGUAACCAGCGUUCAUACAGAACGCAUCACACCCCCGCCGGAUUGCCGCAUUCUCCCCAAAAGCACAUUUGAUUACCGUUCUUCAUGUUCGAACAUAUACGCCUGGAACUGGAACGGAUGCCCCUCGGGCUAUACUUCGGCCCACAGCUUCGUCUCCUCGAGGGACUGGAACUAUGUCUACAAGACGUUAUGGCUCACAGGCACCGAUGGCUCUGUCACUAUAGCCUCGAGGGCCACUCCUUGGACUACAGCCUAUGUAAACUUAUUCUGCUGCCCAGACGUAUUGGAAUACAGCCAGAUGUACGGCGGCGGCGACUGCGAAGCGCGGUUGUCGACUGAGCGCGUGCUCGUCUACAGCCCGACCCUGCCCAACAAGCCGCCCACGACGACAACACUGACGCCCUCUCAACAGAACAUGGCUUACGCCGUCACGGCGUCCUUUGCGAGAGUCAGCAGCGGCAGCCUGGCGUUCAACGCCAGGGACGACUCCGGCGACGCGCUGACGGUCUGGUGCAGGGCUUCCAGCUGUCGCGAUGUGCCGUCCGGCCUCACCACCGAAGCGGCGGCCGCCGCCACCGCCACGGAGGCGCCGUUUGUCCUACGCCCGCCGACCGAGAUGGGGAAGUUAGGGUUGAUGGGCAUCGUCGCCGUCGCGAUGCUCCUCGCGCCCCUCUUAUUCGGCGCAUUGCUGCUCGCGCCCUGGAUCCGGAGCUACCGUCAGCGGCGGCGGGCGCAGCAGGUACAAUCUCAGUGA
Colletotrichum truncatum is the source of this 771-nucleotide messenger RNA. RefSeq lists its product as uncharacterized. NCBI's taxonomy places the organism in Eukaryota, Fungi, Ascomycota, Sordariomycetes, Glomerellales, Glomerellaceae. The record is from RefSeq and is a predicted model, not a curated record.